ACCAUCGAUAUAUUGAAGGAGCUAGGUCAGGGGAGCGGUUCCCUUUAGUAUCCGACGGCCACGGCGACGACAGCAGUUUCUGUGUCUCUCCAACGGCGAGUGGUUUCUUCCAGCCUCCGACGCCACCGGCUUCUGCGAUUUCUUUUACUCUCUAACCGCAACGGCGAGCCUGUUUCUGGACGGACUUCUGUUAACAUCCGGAUACUCUACUCUCCGACGGCAAAAGAAACCGUACGGGAUUCUGUUUCCGAACGAUUCCGACGGUGAGAGAUUUUCUCUCUUCCUCCGUUCCACUACGGCUCCAUAGAAACGCAGCUACUGUACGUAUCUUUCAAAGCACAUUCGCACAAAGUCACAGAAAAAUGUGCGCCAACAACAAAGUAAUUCAUUUGGACAAACAAUGAGCCCUACCAUUCCUUCUUUAUUCUGUAACGGAUCCUAAUUUCUUAUAUGGAACCACCGGCCAUGGAUGAGCAAUCAAACGAGGCGCAAGGUCACGGCGGGCCUCCUGUUCCAUCUGCGCCGGCCGUGGCGGCGGAAAUUCAUUCACAAUCUCAAGAAGAACGAGGGGAGGUUCACGAAGAAGAGGAGGCUAAGAAUGAAGACGAUGAAUUGAUUGCCAGGGCACAUAAGUUGAUGGAGAAGAUCACUUCUUCGCCUGAUAACCCCAGCCCUACUGUUCUUCAUGCCCUUGCCUCACUUCUUGAGACUCAAGAGUCCAGAUACAUUGCAGAAAAUGGUAAUUCGUCUAGCAAUGGUCGCUUAUCUCAUAGUAUUGGAAGGCUAGGGAAUGUAGUCCGGGAGAACGAUGAAUUUCUUGAAUUGAUUUCCUCAAAGUUUCUUUCAGACACAAGAUACUCAACCUCCAUUCAGGCUGCUGCUGCAAGACUUCUUUUAUGCUGUUCACUGGCUUGGACGUAUCCUCAUGUUUUUGAGGAUGACGUCUUGGAAAACAUAAGAAAAUGGGUGAUGGAAGAAGCCGGGAGGAUUUCGACCGAAGAUCUCACCUGGAAAAAUGAAUUAGGAGGAAGGGAUGUGUCAGAUUCUGAAAUGUUAAGGACAUAUUCUACUGGACUACUUGCUAUAUGCUUGGUUGGUGGGAGUCAAUUAGUAGAAGAUGUUUUCACGGCUAGAUUAUCUGCAAAACUUAUGCGCUUUCUUCGUGUUCAUGUUCUUGGAGAUGUGAGUCAAAAAGAUGGUAAUCAUUUAAUAGAAGCCAAAAAUGCGUCUGGAGCUAGUGGCAUCAAAGUUAGAGAUGAAAAUAGAGUGAGGGUACGACAAGUUCUAGAAACAUCUCAUUUAGAUGAUUCAAGAACAGCCGAGGAAAGAUCUGUAGAUGAUCAAGGUUUUGAUAGGGAUCGUGAGAGAGGCCUAAGUAGGCUGGCACCAGCAGAAGAAUGUUGGGCUGGUGAAGAGGAACCUGAUGGGUUGGCUACAAGGUCUGAUGUCUAUGAGGUUGAUGUAGAAGGCAAAGACAGAUGGCAUGCUGUAGAUUUUCGGGAUGAGGGGACAAAAUAUGGUGAGCUUGAUGACAAUGUUAGAGAUGACUCUACAAGACACAAAAUGAGCCGUAGCAGAUCUAGAGGGAAAGGAAGAAUGACUGAAGGUGCUCUUGAGAUUGAUCAUACCCUGACUUCACCAAUAUCUGGUAAUAGAUGGCGAAGUUCUAGAGAAAGGAGUUCGUUUAAAAAUCUGGAUGUUAAAAAAGUAUCUGAUGCUGGUAGGACCGCUGGCACGAUCAAUUGUGAUAUUUCUUCUAUGGAAAGAGAUGAUAAUGAUGAUUGCUACCAAGAAUGCAGAGUUGGAUCGAAAGAUAUUUCUGAGCUUGUAAAGAAAGCUGUUUGUGCUGCAGAAGCUGAAGCAAGAGCAGUCAGUGCACCAUUAGAAGCCAUAAAAGCAGCAGGUGAUUCUGCUGCUGAGUUUGUUAAGAGUGCAGCUUUUGAGGAAUUUAAAACUUUGAAUGAUGAAGAGGCUGCAUUUUUAGCUGCUUCUAGAGCUGCAACUACUGUGAUUGAUGCUGCAAAUGCUACUGAGGUUUCCAGGAGCCAGAGCGAUUCAAAUGUUAGUUCAGCAGAUCCAGGUACUACAGGGAAGGAAAUGAAUGAGCAAACUGAAGAUUUUUUCAUCCCUGAUUUUGACUCCCUCACACAACUGAGAAAGAAAUAUUGUAUUCAAUGCCUUGAGAUUCUUGGGGAGUAUGUUGAAGUACUUGGGCCUGUUUUGCGUGAAAAGGGCAUAGAUGUAUGUCUUACACUACUGCAAAGGAGUUCCAAGCAAAGUGAAACAUUGAAUGCUGAAAUGCUCUUGCCUGAUGUGAUGAAAUUAAUCUGUGCUUUGGCAGCUCAUCGUAAGUUUGCAGCACUUUUUGUUGACCGAGGGGGCAUGCAGAAACUCCUUGCAGUUCCCAGAGUUGCUCUAACAUUUUUUGGGCUCUCUUUUUGCUUGUUCACAAUUGGUUCCCUCCAGGGAAUAAUGGAACGAGUCUGUGCCCUUCCUUCUGACGUUGUCUAUCAGGUGGUUCAAUUAGCCAUCCAGCUUCUUGAGUGCCCACAAGAUCAGGCCAGGAAAAAUGCAGCCUUAUUUUUUGCUGCUGCUUUUGUGUUCAGAGCUGUUCUUGAUGCGUUUGACGCUCAAGAUGGCCUACAGAAAUUACUGGAGCUGUUGAAUGAUGCUGCGUCUGUGAGGUCUGGAGUGAACUCUGGGGCUUUAGGCCUAUCUGGUACAGGAGCUUUGCAAAAUGAUCGAUCACCAACUGAAGUACUUACAUCAUCUGGAAAGCAAAUAGCUUAUCAUACAUGUGUGGCGUUACGUCAGUAUUUCAGAGCUCAUCUUCUUUUGCUUGUGGAAUCUAUUCGUCCUAGUAAAAGUAGUCGAAGUGGUGCUCGAAAUGCUUCAAGUGUGAGGGCAGCGUACAAACCACUUGAUAUUAGUAAUGAGGCUAUGGAUACUGUACUUCUUCUUUUACAGAAGGACCGGAAGCUUGGUGCUGCAUUUGUAAGAACUCGUUGGCCUGCUGCUGAAAAGUUCUUAAACUGUAAUGGGCAUAUAACCAUGUUGGAGUUGUGCCAGGCCCCUCCUGUUGAUCGUUACUUGCAUGAUUUACUUCAAUAUGCAUUGGGAGUUCUUCAUAUUGUAACGUUAGUGCCUAACUGCCGCAAAAUGAUUGUGAAUGCCACAUUAAGCAAUAAUCGUGUUGGUAUAGCUGUCAUUUUGGAUGCAGCAAGUAUUGCUAGCUAUUUUGUUGACCCAGAGAUCAUUCAGCCGGCUUUGAAUGUGUUGAUCAAUCUUGUUUGUCCCCCACCAUCAAUCAGCAAUAAACCACCUGUUGCGGAGAGUAGAGCUGUUUACAUGUCUGGUCAGGGAGAUCAGAGAGAGCGCAAUGGGGAGUCUAGCAUUGUAGAUCGAGGCAAUACUUCAGUCACUGGUCAGGCUAAUAACAAUAAUUCUCAAAAUCAAGUUGCAACACCAACAUCAAGGUUGGUUGGGGAUCGUCGAAUAUCUUUAGGUGCAGGAGCAGGCUGCGCCGGUCUUGCUGCACAAUUGGAACAAGCAUAUCGUCAAGCUAGGGAAGCAGUCCGUGCUAACAAUGGUAUUAAGGUUCUUUUGCAUCUUCUUCAGCCAAGGAUCUUUCUUCCUCCUGCUGCUCUCGAUUGUCUGCGAGCUCUUGCAUGUCGGGUCUUGCUUGGUUUAGCCAGAGAUGAUACAAUAGCACACAUAUUGACAAAACUUCAGGUGGGGAAAAAAUUAUCAGAACUAAUUCGAGAUUCAGGUAGCCAGAUAUCAGGAACUGAGCAAGGUAGGUGGCAAGCGGAGCUUUCCCAGGUCGCUAUUGAGCUUAUUUCAAUAGUGACAAAUUCUGGGCGGGCGAGUGCUUUGGCAGCUAGUGAUGCUGCUACCCCAACUCUGAGACGGAUAGAAAGAGCAGCCAUAGCUGCUGCUACACCUAUAACUUACCAUUCCAGGGAACUUCUUCUUUUAAUUCACGAGCAUCUUCAGGCAUCUGGAUUAAGCAAAGCUGCCUAUGCAUUGCUGAAAGAAGCCAAGUUGACUCCUUUGCCUCUUUUAGCAGCUCCAUCAUCUCUUGCAUACCAAGUCUCCAAGCUGGAGGCACCCUCUUCCCAGCUGCAAUGGCCUUAUGGUCGAGUCCCAUGUGGAUUUCUGACUGAUAAACCGAAGUCUGCACGAGAAGAAGAUACAAGUUUGAAAGGCAAUAUUAAUAUGUCUUGUCCAAGGAAAAAGCCGUUGAUCUUCUCAACUCCUUUUGGUACAAAUUCAAAGUGUCAGCCUAAAUCCCUGGAAUCUUCUUCCUCAGCAGUUAGAAAAUUGUCUAGAGCUUCAAAACAAUCUGCUGUGCCUCUAUCUUCAAAUGAAACAACCCUUGUCAUUGAUACGGAGUCUCAAUGUAAAACACCCAUUAUCUUGCCCAUGAAGCGGAAGUUGUCCGAGUUGAAGGAUACUUGCACCGUAUUGUCCUCAAAGCGACUUCACUCUAAUGAGCCAGGACUUCAUUCUCCUAUUUGUCCUACUUCCAUUUCCUCUCGCAAAAGUAGUUUAACAGAUUUUGGCUUUUCUACCCCAAAAACUACUAACAUGAAAGAUCAGCUUGGGCGACCAACUCCUGGGGGUUUUUGGACCGAUUGUUUGGAUGUCCAACACAGUAGUUCCCAAGUUGGUUUGGUUACACCAUCGUCGCAUCCUGGGAAUCUAAAUGACCCUCAACCCAGCAAUAGUGAGAGACUAACUCUAGAUUCCCUUGUUGUUCAGUAUCUAAAACACCAGCACCGCCAAUGUCCAACGCCGAUAACUACUCUUCCUCCAUUGUCUCUUUUGCAGCCUCAUGUUUGCCCUGAACCAAAACGAAGCCUUGAUGCCCCAUGGAAUGUAACAUCUCGUCUUGGUUCACGUGAAUUUAGAAGUAUAUAUGGUGGAGUUCAUGGCAAUCGGAGGGACCGUCAGUUUGUCUACAGCAGAUUUAGGCCUUGGCGAACUUGUCGGGAUGAUGCUAGUGCUCUUUUGACCUGUCUUUCUUUCCUAGGAGACUCAAGAGUUGCCGUGGGCAGCCAUGAUGGGGAAGUCAAGAUCUUCGAUUCCAACAACAAUAGCAUAUUAGAGAGUUGCUCCAGCCAUCAGUCUCCUUUAACUAUAAUGGAGUCAUAUAUUUCUGGCGAGACUCAGUUUGUGCUUUCAUCUAGCUCUUUAGACGUAAGGUUAUGGGAUGCAUCCUCCAUUUCUGGUGGGCCCAUGCAUUCAUUCGAAGGAUGCAAGGCUGCCAGGUUUAGCAAUGCUGGGAACGUUUUUGCAGCAUUGGCAUCUGAGCCUGCUCGACGGGAAAUACUCUUGUAUGAUAUUCAGACCUGCCAACUAGAAUUGAAACUAUCUGAUACCAAUGUCAGUUCUGCAGGUCGAGGGCUUGCUUAUUCUCAUGUACACUUCAGCCCUUUGGAUACAAUGUUGCUCUGGAACGGGAUCUUAUGGGAUCGACGGGAACCAGGACCUGUCCAUCGCUUUGAUCAGUUUACUGAUUAUGGUGGCGGUGGUUUUCAUCCAGCUGGGAAUGAGGUAAUUAUUAACUCCGAGGUUUGGGAUCUACGAAAGCUUAGGCUUCUCCGCAGUGUACCUUCCCUCGACCAAACAGCGAUAACAUUCAACGCAAGUGGUGAUGUAAUUUAUGCAAUCUUGAGGAGAAAUCUUGAAGAUGUAAUGUCAGCUGUUCAUACUCGUCGUAUCAAACAUCCGCUUUUUGCUGCAUUUCGGACCAUUGAUGCAGUGAACUAUUCAGAUAUUGCAACUAUCCCACUUGAUCGAUGUGUCCUAGACUUCACAACAGAGGAAACUGAUUCUUUUGUUGGUUUGAUCACAAUGGAUGAUCAAGAUGAGAUGUUUUCUUCUGCACGAGUCUAUGAAAUUGGUCGACGAAGGCCCACUGAUGAUGAUUCUGACCCCGACGAUGCUGAAAGUGAGAGUGAGGAAGAUGAAGAUGAAGACGAUGAUGAUGAUGCGGAUGAUUUGGAUCCAAUUUUGGGUCUUGAUAUUGAUGGGGAUGGUGUGAGUGAUUCUGAUAUGAGUAAUGACGACGAUGACGACAGUGUGAGCGAUCUUGAUGACGAGGAUGAUGGAGAUUUUGUGAUGGAUGAUAUUGAGUUUGGUGGGGGUCCUGGAAUUUUGGAGAUAAUGACAGAAGGUGACGAUGAAGAAGAUGAUAGUCAACUUCUGGAAUAUUUUAGCAGUGGGGACGAUGAUGAUGAUGAUUUUGUCGGUAACGGAUAUGGGUUUUAAGCAUUACAGGAGAAUCAAAACAAUGAGGUCAAUUUUGGAUGUAUUUAUUUAAUUUUUAGGCAAUUUUAUUUUAACAAUUUAGUUUAGAUGAAAAAAAAAAAAGAAAAAAAGAAAAAAUCAAAAUUUUAAUCUCUUGGAGGCUGGUUUGAGUUAUGGUUUUUCCUGCUUCUUUCAGAUUUUUUUUUUUUAAUUUUUUAAUUUUUUACAUUCUUUUCCUUUAGAAUAGUGGAAUUCGAAUCUUCUCCUCUUUUAUUUGUAA
This is a messenger RNA of Cucurbita maxima (winter squash), 6535 nucleotides long. Its product is annotated as DDB1- and CUL4-associated factor homolog 1-like. Lineage: Eukaryota; Viridiplantae; Streptophyta; Magnoliopsida; Cucurbitales; Cucurbitaceae. Gene Ontology annotation, molecular function: protein binding. Gene Ontology annotation, cellular component: Cul4-RING E3 ubiquitin ligase complex; nucleus. The transcript has 14 exons. Bases 451 to 6276 code for a protein of 1941 amino acids. Gene Ontology annotation, biological process: protein ubiquitination. The record is from RefSeq and is a predicted model, not a curated record.